Vombatus ursinus (common wombat) is the source of this 2717-nucleotide messenger RNA. RefSeq names its product STEAP4 metalloreductase (gene STEAP4). Gene Ontology annotation, biological process: copper ion import. Gene Ontology annotation, cellular component: plasma membrane; endosome. Gene Ontology annotation, molecular function: cupric reductase (NADH) activity; ferric-chelate reductase (NADPH) activity. The record is from RefSeq and is a predicted model, not a curated record. The coding region runs from base 140 to 1564 and encodes 474 amino acids. NCBI's taxonomy places the organism in Eukaryota, Metazoa, Chordata, Mammalia, Diprotodontia, Vombatidae. The transcript is spliced from 5 exons.
GGGGCUCUGGCACUGAUCAGCAGAAGCUCCAGUCCCUCCUGUCCUCCGGCUGGCCCAGCCAGCUGCAAACAGCAGCGGCGGCGGCGGCAGAAGUUGCUGCAACAAAGUUACAAACUUGGAAGCAGGGCUCUUCGCAGUUAUGGGGAAAUCCUCUUUAAAGGAGACUUCUUUUGCCAUGAACAUGAACUCUGUUCACUCACGCGAGACAGUGUGUGUGUUUGGAACGGGAGACUUCGGAAGAUCACUCGGCAAUAAGAUGUUCCAAUGUGGCUACUCCGUGGUCUUUGGAAGCCGCAACCCUGAGCUGUCCGGUCUGCAUCCCAAAGGGAUUGAAGUCUUGAGUUAUAAAGAAGCUGCCCAGAGGUCUGAUCUUAUAAUCAUUGCAAUCCACAGAGAACAUUAUAAUUUUCUUAUAGAGUUAGCUGAGGAACUCCAAGGAAAAAUAUUGGUGGACAUCAGCAACAACCUUAAAAUUAAUCAAUAUCCUGAAUCCAAUGCAGAAUAUCUUGCUGAACUGGUGCCGGGAGCCAAAAUCGUGAAAGCAUUUAACACAAUCUCAGCCUGGGCACUCCAAUCAGGCACCCUGGAUGCAAGCAGGCAGGCAUUUGUCUGUGGAGAUGACAAGGAAUCUAAGCAGAGGGUGAUGGAUAUUGGCCGUACCAUUGGUCUUACUCCAAUGGAUCAAGGAUCUCUCAAGGCAGCCAAAGAGAUUGAAAACUACCCCCUGCAGCUCUUUCCAAUGUGGAAGUUCCCUCUAUACCUCUCCGCUGCCUUAUGUGUUUUCUAUUUUGUUUACUGUCUAUUAAGAGAAGUCAUCUACCCCUACAUUCAAGAAGAGAAAGACAACACAUUUUUCUUGGCCAUUUCUAUUCCAAAUCGUAUCUUCCCAGGGUUGGCUCUCAAUCUUCUUGCCCUGGUUUACCUCCCUGGGAUCAUUGCUGCCAUCCUGCAGUUGUACCGAGGUACCAAAUACAGUCGCUUCCCAAACUGGCUCGACCACUGGAUGCUUUGCAGAAAACAGCUCGGACUUGUGGCGUUGGCCUUUGCCUUCCUACACGUCAUGUACACGCUUGUGAUACCCAUCCGCCAUUAUGUGAGAUGGAAGUGGAGCAGCAGAAUAAUUAAUCAGAUAAAAACCAAUAAGACUGAUCCUUUUAACACGACCACUGCCUGGCUCAGUGAUUCUUACGUAGCCCUGGGCAUACUGGGAUUUUUUUUAUUUGUCCUUUUGGGAAUCACUUCCUUGCCAUCAGUCAGCAACACAGUCAACUGGAGAGAGUUUCGAUUCGUCCAGUCCAAACUUGGUUACCUGACACUGAUCUUAUGUACAGCACACACGCUUGUGUUUGGUGGGAAGAGAUUCCUCAGCCCUUCUAUUCUCAGGUGGUAUCUGCCUUCAAUCUAUGUGCUAAGUCUCAUCAUCCCCUGUACCGUGUUGGUCUUGAAGUUCAUCCUGGUAAUGCCGUGCUUCGAUCGGCCGCUUACACGGAUCCGGCAAGGCUGGGAAAGGAACUCCAAAGUCUCUAAAAAGGCCCAGUUAGGAAGUGGCAACAAUGAGGUGUGAAGGAGCUCAUCAUUACCACUGGGACUUCCCAGCAAUGGACUUGAAUGUUUACUGUAAAGUGUGCUUUUCUUCCCUACGCCUUCCUCCUCUUCCUCUCUCUGGAGUACCAGGAGCAGGCAGGGAAGGACUUUCUGCUAGGAAGGCCCCAAGAAACGACUGGACAUUUGGAAGAAGAGAUCCACUCUUCCUUGACUUCAACUUCGAUGCCAGGAUAUGCAAGAAGUUUGAUCUCUCUCUGUCUCUCUCUCUCUGAAAAUUUAAUGUCACAAGGCCACCCCACUUUCCUCAAAGGUUCCACAAUUUCACUGGGCAAAUGAGGGAUCCCUCUAUUGAGCUACAUAGUGACCUCUACUUUCUCCAUCCCACCCACCCCGAAUACCUUAGUAGUCUUCAUAAGUUGCUACAGGAAAAAAAAAACCAAAAUUUAAUAACCAGCCUCUGGCAUUGAUUUACUCUAAUCUUAUCUAAGCUAGUCCUCAUACAAUAUACUCAUUGUCCAUGACCAAGGCCCUACUAACUUGAUAGAACCUGCCAAAACUUGUGUGCCCUGCUGGCUUAGCUUUUUAGAACCUAAUAUGACUUGAGUGUUAGGGAACAUUGAAGAAAAACCUUCACAGAAGACAGAUUCCCUAGUGUAUAUAUUAUUUCAUAGGGAGAAACAAUCUACUGUGAUGGAAGGGGUUGGAAGAAGAAAAUCCCCCCUCUCUCCCCAAAAAAAAACCACAGAGAUGAGGUGGAGCCAGAAAAACAAUGUUGUACUGGUUUAUCAUGGAUCACAUUGGACUCAUUGCUUCAGUAUGUUUCAUUAUUUGCAUGUGUCUAAAUAUCACUUACGGCUGACUACAUGUAGUAUUAUCUUCUUACACAAUCCACAGUGAUGCUAGUUCCUGUAACUCACCAAGACUCAUCUUUUUUGUAAACAAUGAAACGUAAUAUGAAAAUUAAACACUGGUAGACCUAACUGGGGAUCAGUUGAAGGAACAGUAAGUGUUUAAGCCUGCAAAAGACAGGACAGGUGGGAGAUGAUAGCUGCCUUCAAGUUUUUUGAAGAGCUAAAAUGUAGAAAAGGGAUUAUACAGAUAUGUUCUUGUCUCUUGAAAGCAGAGAAAAAAACCAGAAGGAACGUGGGUGUAAUGGUAAAAAAAAAAAAAAA